This is a messenger RNA of Elephantulus edwardii (Cape elephant shrew), 687 nucleotides long. Its product is annotated as triggering receptor expressed on myeloid cells 1-like. Gene Ontology annotation, biological process: chemokine production; neutrophil-mediated killing of gram-negative bacterium; neutrophil chemotaxis. The record is from RefSeq and is a predicted model, not a curated record. The transcript is spliced from 5 exons. The coding region runs from base 1 to 687 and encodes 228 amino acids. Lineage: Eukaryota; Metazoa; Chordata; Mammalia; Macroscelidea; Macroscelididae.
AUGCCCAUGUUUGCUGCUGCUGCUGCUGCUGCUGCUGCUGCUGCCGCCAAGUGUCUCAGGAAAUACGCCCUCCGUCCAAAGGCCUGGCAGAGAGUAAGAAGCCAGGGCCCCCCUGAGACACUGGUGCAUAUAGAAAGCAGAGACACAAGCACACCAAACCAAGUCCAGGCUGGGAGGUACCUGCUGGAGGAUUUACCCACAGAAGCCGUUGUGAAGAUCACAGUGACAGGGCUCCAGAGGCAGGAUAAAGGACUGUAUCAAUGUGUGGUUGACCUCUCUCCUAGUGAACCCUUUGUCCUGCAUGAUCGAGUUCGGCUGUCACUGUGCAAUGAUCCUUCAGCUACUGUUGUCUCAAAUAAGAAUCCCACCCAGACCUUAAGUGAGACAGUCAUCCCUCCUUUGAUCACUACCAAGGCCCUGAGAAUAUCUACUCCCACGCCCACAACUACGACCCAGUUCUCCAGUGUCUCCUCUCCUGGUGCCAAUCUCACAAAUGUGGAAGACGUGACCAGGGUCUCCAUGCUCAGCAUUGUCAUUCCCGUGGUGUGUGGAAUAUUGACCAAGAGUCUGGUCUUCACUGUUCUGCUUGCUGUUACACAGAGAUCAGCGGCACGGCUAGUUGUGCCAGAAAAGGCGUAUGCACAGAUUGUGGAUGUGGACAGAGAGGAGGACGAGGGCAUGGACUGA